AUGACGUCAACAUCCGACAUCAUCUCGGAUGGCCUCUCCAAGCUUGGCCGUGCUGACGGAGGCUUCCUAGAGGGACUCGUGCUUUACUCGCCAGAGUACCAAGCUGGGAAGACCAAGAUUGUCGGACCCGUCUUUACUGUCAAGUUUGCUCCCAAGAGCGACUCAUCUGCGCCGAAGGUCAAGGACAACUACAUCGACCAAAUCCCCAAGGAUUCUGUUGUCUUCAUCUCACAGCCGGCUCCGCAUGUGAAUGCCUGUUAUGGCGGUCUCAUGUCGUUGAGAGCCCAGAUCCUCGGGGCCAAGGGGGUCCUGUUUGCGAGAGGCACUGGCACUACGGCCGGUGGCGCUGUAUGUUUCCCAUCUGAAAUCAACGUCGAUGUGAAGCUUCAGUCUGCCAAGCAGGAUGCCACAAUUAGCCCGGGAGGAUACAUCAUUGCCGACCUUGAUGGCGUCGUGUUCUUGCCCGGCGAUCUGGCCGAGCAGGUCCUUGAGAGGAUCCCUGAGCUUGCUGCUGCAGACGACAGGUGUGCUGAGGCUAUCCGUGGUGGCAUGUCUGUACAGGAGGCGUUCGCGACCUUCAGGGGUAAGUAG
Molecule: messenger RNA, 591 nt
Organism: Colletotrichum aenigma
Lineage: Eukaryota; Fungi; Ascomycota; Sordariomycetes; Glomerellales; Glomerellaceae
Product: 4-hydroxy-4-methyl-2-oxoglutarate aldolase
Exons: 4
Coding region: 1-591 (196 amino acids)
Source: RefSeq, a predicted model, not a curated record